This is a messenger RNA of Erinaceus europaeus (western European hedgehog), 2163 nucleotides long. It is a transcript of the gene STK38L, whose product is annotated as serine/threonine kinase 38 like. The coding region runs from base 32 to 1441 and encodes 469 amino acids. The record is from RefSeq and is a predicted model, not a curated record. Gene Ontology annotation, biological process: intracellular signal transduction; peptidyl-serine phosphorylation. NCBI's taxonomy places the organism in Eukaryota, Metazoa, Chordata, Mammalia, Eulipotyphla, Erinaceidae. Gene Ontology annotation, molecular function: protein serine/threonine kinase activity; ATP binding. The transcript has 14 exons.
GGGCGCGGAGAGAGCCGGCCCGGGGCCGCGGAUGCAGCCCGUGACUAUGGCAAUGACGGCAGGGACGGCAGCCACCUUCCCUAUGAGCAACCACACCCGGGAACGGGUGACCGUGGCCAAGCUGACUCUGGAGAACUUCUACAGCAACCUGAUCUUACAGCACGAGGAGAGAGAGACCAGGCAGAAGAAAUUAGAAGUGGCCAUGGAGGAAGAAGGGCUGGCAGAUGAAGAGAAAAAGCUGCGUCGAUCUCAACACGCUCGGAAGGAAACAGAGUUCUUACGACUCAAGAGAACCAGACUUGGCCUGGAUGACUUUGAAUCUCUGAAAGUUAUAGGAAGAGGAGCCUUUGGGGAGGUGCGGCUGGUUCAGAAAAAAGACACAGGCCAUAUCUAUGCAAUGAAGAUCCUGAGGAAAGCUGACAUGCUUGAAAAAGAACAGGUGGCCCAUAUCCGAGCAGAAAGAGAUAUUUUGGUGGAAGCAGAUGGUGCGUGGGUGGUGAAGAUGUUUUACAGUUUUCAAGAUAAGAGGAACCUCUAUCUGAUCAUGGAGUUCCUUCCCGGAGGUGACAUGAUGACGUUGCUGAUGAAGAAAGACACCUUGACAGAAGAGGAGACCCAGUUCUAUAUCUCAGAGACUGUCCUGGCUAUUGAUGCCAUCCACCAGCUCGGCUUCAUCCAUCGGGACAUCAAACCAGACAACCUCUUACUGGACGCAAAGGGUCACGUAAAACUGUCUGACUUUGGUUUGUGCACGGGGUUAAAGAAAGCUCACAGGACAGAAUUCUACAGGAACCUUACCCACAAUCCACCAAGUGACUUCUCAUUUCAGAACAUGAACUCAAAGAGGAAAGCAGAAACAUGGAAGAAGAACAGAAGGCAACUGGCAUACUCCACUGUGGGGACGCCAGACUACAUCGCCCCGGAAGUGUUCAUGCAGACUGGCUACAACAAGCUGUGUGACUGGUGGUCUUUGGGGGUGAUCAUGUACGAAAUGCUAAUAGGAUACCCACCUUUCUGCUCUGAAACCCCUCAAGAAACAUACCGAAAAGUGAUGAACUGGAAAGAAACUCUGGUGUUUCCUCCAGAGGUGCCUAUAUCUGAGAAAGCCAAGGACUUAAUUCUCAGAUUUUGUAUUGACUCUGAAAACAGAAUUGGGAAUAGUGGAGUAGAAGAAAUCAAGGGGCACUCCUUUUUUGAAGGUGUGGACUGGGGACAUAUCAGGGAAAGGCCAGCGGCGAUCCCCAUCGAAAUCAAAAGCAUCGACGAUACGUCCAAUUUCGAUGACUUUCCCGAGUCUGACAUAUUACAACCAGUGCCAAAUGCCUCGGAACCAGACUACAAGUCCAAAGACUGGGUUUUCCUCAACUACACGUAUAAACGCUUUGAGGGGCUGACUCAACGUGGCUCCAUUCCCACCUACAUUAAAGCGGGGAAGUUGUGAAAGGAGAGCGCAGAGGCGCCCACAGGAGCUCAGGUAGCUGCAUCACCUGUCCAGCAGAUACUACCGGGAGGGAGGGACGGUGGUGCUUUCGACAGAGAAAGAAAUCCUGAAGGACUUGGGUUUCCGAGACUACUUGACUUGGCUGGCAGUGCCAGCUGGCUGUGUUUUUUUUUUUUUUUUUUUUUUUUACUAUUUUUGACUUUAUUAUUAUGAAGGUACUGGGAUGAGAGAGAGGAAAGUAUCCCUCUGGACCUGUACUGCCUACACAAGUCUUAGGUCUGAGUGGCAAUGUGGUCCGUGGCUUUGUGCUGUCGCCUGUCACAGAAGGAUGCAGAGAGAGCACAGAUCGCCUCAGCCCUGCUGUCCAUCAGUCUGUUCAACCAACCGCACACCUUACGGGUCCAGCCAGCCAAAGCCACCGCCCGCAGCUGCCCCAUAGGCUUGGACCUGCGCGGAACACAUCUGGCGACAACUCUGCAGUGGUCUUGGGGAACUUGGGAAGGGCACUGCACUGGCUGUGGAAGCGUAGAGCUCCCCGUCACUUGUCACUUCACAGUAGGGAGUGACAAGUCUCUUACCUCCAGUAGCUGUCACUCUAGCAUUCCACUAACCCCUCCUUUGCGUUCUGAAAUGCCCUCUUUCUGUACGUAGUCUGUCACUCAGAGAGGCAGGCUAUAUGAUGUAAGAUGUAAAGUUGCUUUCAUCUUGAGAGGGCCUUUUUU